AUUAAUAAAACAGAAAUAAUAAUAAUUGAUAAAACUUCGAGGGCGGAGCGUGAACUCCACUCUCUUAUCUCUGUCCUCAUGGGUGGAAUCGUGUCUACUACUCCUCCGUCCCACAAGUUUCCGUUGUCGACCGUGGAAACUAGUCAGUAUCUUCGGCCAUCGAAACUUCUAUUAAAUGUGACUGUGGAGAACAGCUUGGGCGCAAUUCAGGUGCUCAUGUCGCCUGAAGACACCGUCGCCGAUUUGGUAAAGGCCGCAUUGCUAAUUUACGAUAAGGAUAAAAGGAGGCCACUCUUGAAGGACACUGAUCCGAAGUGCUACCACCUUCACUAUUCCCCUUACACCCUUCAAAGUUUGAAGCCAAAUGAGAAAUUGAAGAACUUGGGAUCAAGGAAUUUCUUUCUCUGCUCGAAGCCUCCCACUUCCUUUGGUUUUAUUUGA
Abrus precatorius (Indian licorice) is the source of this 441-nucleotide messenger RNA. RefSeq lists its product as uncharacterized. The transcript is spliced from 2 exons. The coding region runs from base 79 to 441 and encodes 120 amino acids. The record is from RefSeq and is a predicted model, not a curated record. Lineage: Eukaryota; Viridiplantae; Streptophyta; Magnoliopsida; Fabales; Fabaceae.